AUACAAUUAAAUUUUACUGCCAAAACUUAACUGAAUAGCAUGUAAGUAAAAGCGUUAAAAGAAAAUGCGUGUAAUGAAAAGCAAAGGCUAAAAUAAUAGCGGAAGCAAUUAAGAAAACAAAAAACAACAAGAAAUCAUAAAAAAUAAACAGAAACAGAGAGCAACAACAAAUAAUGAAAAUGUCAGCAAAGGACUCAGUGCCAAAGACUGCAUCGCCCACAACAACAGCAGUUGCCACAGUUGCAACCACAACAACAACAACAACUGCAGCAUCCGCCUCGUCCUCCUCCUCGACAGCCGCUAAGAAAACUGUAACUUCCAGCGCAGCUUUGUCAUUGUUUGAUCAGCUGAAAAGCGGCAUAAAUUUGGAAAGUUUAUCAACAACAACAACAGCAGCAGCAGCAGCAGCAACUAAGCGUGCACCGCUUGCACCACCUGCCGCACCUAUCAAGGCGGCAACCACAACAAUUGAAUCGCAUGCCUUCAGCUCACCCAGCCUUGCACAGUGUGGCAAACGCCCAAGGGGCACACUCGCUGCCGCAGCUGCCACAUCGAGCACAACAACAACAACAACAACAACAACAACCGCCACUCGAUCAACUGCCAAAUUGGAUAUCAAAGCUUUGCAUACGCAAAUCUAUCAAGGAGCCAAGCGUGCCACACGAACUGGAGCAUCCAGACUGCCACUCAACGCAAAUGCAAAUCCAAAUGCAAAUGCAACAAAGAAACGUUGCCUAGAUCGCUACGAUUCAUCAGAAUCAUCCGACAGUGGUGUUGCCACCUCGAUCUCGUUAAGCUGCACCGACUCCAGCACAGGCUCCAGUGAGGAUGCAUCUGAGCCAGGCUCGCCAUACAGUGCGCACUCGCUAUUGAGCGACGAGCAGCAGCAGCAACAACAACAUCUAAACAAGAUGCCGCCACAAAUACUCAGCCUUAAUGCCAGCAGCAGCAGCAGCAGUAGCGGAAAUAGCAACAAUGCAACGACAACUGCAACGGGCAAUGUAAACAACAAUAAUAACAACAAUAACAGCAUCAGCAACACAGCCAAGUCCACAACAACAACAACAGCUACAGCUGCAACGACAAGCAUACAACGCGUCAGCUCAGCGCUGCCCACGUUGCAAUGGCCUUGGAACACCAGCCUGGGGCUGGGCAGCACCUCAACUGCCGUGCCCGCCAAUGCGGCCUCCCCCACUCCGCUCCCAACAACCAAGAAACGCAGCGCAGUAGGCAGCAGCAACAGCAACGACCUCAGUCUGUCUGCAGGCACCAACGUAGCAGUAGCACCCAAGAAGUCCCGAGCUGACACGCUGAGCAGCGAAAAAAGACUGAAAGCGGCCGCCUUGGAGGAGUCCCAAACAAAAAUCACAGGCUUCUUUAAAUCCCAAAUGAAGGCGACGUCAGGCAAACAGACGCCGCCACCCACAGUCGCAGCCACAACGACAGCGACAGCUGCUGUUGCAUCUCCCAAUACGCUGACAAUGAGCACGCCAGCCACAACCGCUUCGCUCAACAAAUACUUUAAUAUAUUAUCGCAGCUUAAUGAUCAAAAGCACCAGCAGCAGCAACAACAACAGCAGCAGCAGCAGUCCCAACAAAAGUUAACAACAACAACAACAGCAGCAGCAGCUGCAACAACAAAUACUUCGACUGUUGUAACAACGCCGCCGACAUUGCCGGUGCCAGCGUUGAAGAAAAUCGAACGCAGCAGCAAGCAACCCGCCAAAAUAGCGCAAGUGGCUCCCAAUUUGAGAAAGACACCCAGCAGCAAUAGUCAAGCAGGCGCCCACGCCAACACUGGCAAAUCUCCCGCCAAAAAGCAUGUGGCGAUUGCGCCGCGAACGCCCGAAAUGAAGCAGCAGCAACAGUUGCAGCUGCAGGCGAACAAAGCGCUGCUGCCAUCAGCUGCCUAUCGCAGCAACAACAACAGCACGCCAACAACAGUUGCUACCAAGCCUAGCCAAAAGCUACAGCUGCCUGUAGCAGCAGCGCCAACGCCAACUGCUGCGUCUGCUGUUCCGGCCACGCCCAAUCCUACGAUUUAUCAGCUGCCCGUGCAACUCAACAACUUGGUGCAGUUGCCGCCUCAACUGGCUGCCGCCGCCAACAUUAUGCAACUCAACAAUGUGGCUAAGGCAGCAGUUGCUGCUGCCGCCAGCAACAACGCAGCAGCAGCAGCGGCCUCUGCGCAAGCCGCACAAGCUGCUGCGGCUCAAUACUUUCUCAAUGGCACAGUGUUCAAGCUGCAACAAGUUACCACUGCCACAACAACAACAGCCACAACGGCAACAGCAGCAGCUUCCACUGCAGGCUGGCCCACUGGUGCUCCCAAUCUACAGGAGCUAUUCCAGCAGCAGAUUGCUGCUGCCAUUGCCGCACAGCAACAGCAGCAGCACCAACAACAUCAGCAACAACAGCAGCAGCAGCAACAACAACAACAACAACAACAACAACAGCAGCAACAACUGCAACGCCUGGGAGCCGCCGCUGCUGCCGCUCAACCAGUUUUUAUGGCCACGCCUGCGGGUCUGCUUCUAAAUGCAGCCACGUUGCCUGCCAUGUUGGCCCAGGCUGCAGCCGCUAUUGCUGCCAACAGUCAGCAGCAGCAGCAGAAAGUUGCUGCGGCUGUAGCACUGCAGCAGCAGCAACAUCAACAGCAGCAGCAACAACAUCAACAGCACCAAGCUUUGCCUGCCUUGCAGCCCAUACCCGCCUUGAGUUCUAUAUUUGAGCCAGCAACCAGCGAACAGCAGCAGCAACAAUUGCAGCUGCAGCAGCAACAGCUGACUCAGCUGUUGCUCUCACAUCAGCAACAUGCACAACAGCAGCAGCAACUUAUCACAGCCACACAGCCGCCGCCGCUUACUGCCGCCAACAGCAACACAGCCCACAACAACAGCAUCUCGAAUAGUUUAAGCAACAGCAACACAUUACUGCCGCAACAACAGCAACAAUCACUGCCACAGCACCAACAACAACAACGUGCCAUUAUUAAGGGACCACCGCCACUGGUAACCAUUUCAUCUGCCGCCACCAAGACGCGAUCACUGCCCGCUGCAUUGGCCAAACCGUAUCAAAAGCGUGCACACCAUCAGCCGCAGCAGCAGCAACAGUCACUUAACAAAACCAAAUACACCAGCAUAGCCACGCCCACGACGCCGCCACCGCUGGUGCCCACAUCGCCAGUGGCAGGCAGCGCUGCCAAGGAACUGCAGCAGCUGCGCAAGAGUGCCACGCCCACAAUCACACCAACGCCGCCUCUGGUGAGCAUAGCGCCUGCCAAGCUCACGCCCACACUCAGCAUGGCCAAGCAACAGCAGCAGCAGCUGCCGACAACAGCCGCACCCACAGUUGCCAAGAUCUCAAGCUCCGCUGAUCUCUUCGAUCUGGUCAAGAACUCGAAUGGCGCGAUUAGUAUUGUGGGCAAAUCCCACGCCACACUCCACACGACUCCAUUGCCUUUCAGCUCGCCCAGCAGCAACAGCAAUUGUUCAAUAUCUACGCAGUCCUGUUCCACGCUCUCGGGCUUCGGCAAGUCGCUGAUGCCCAUCAAGCUGGAGCCGCAGGAGGAGACACUCUCGGCUGCCAGCACGCCGCCACCGCUUUCAAGCACGCCCAUCAUGUCACAGAAGCCGCAAAGCUUUGCCGGCCAAUUGCCCAUUGCGCUGCGCCAGCAGCAGGUGAAGCACGAGCUGCUGGCCGAAUGCACCGGCGGCAACUCCAACUGCAGCAGCAGCUACAACAGCAGCAACUCGGUUAGCUCUGCAGCGGAUCUCUCUCUGGAGCCCUCUACACCCGCCUCGCUCAGCUCUGUGCCAUCGCCCGCCAGCAAUCCAAUCUCGUCGCCUGAGUGUCAUGUUAGCCAGCAGGACAUGCUCAGUGAGCUGGUCACUUCCUCUUGCAACUCGAGCGGCACCGAUGAUUGCUCCCAGCCAGAACCAGAACCAGAGCCAACUCCACCACCAACACCAGCACCAGCAACAGUUGCCGACAUGACAACAACAAUCACAACUGUUGCAGCGACAGCAACUGUUGCUUCUGCUAUUUCUAGCAGCAGCAGCAGCAGCAACUACGAUGAGGAGGACGACAAGUCGGUGGCCUCCUCCGAGACGGCCACCCACAAGCGACUGACGCCCGAGUCCGGCAUUGGCGGCAGCCUCAGCAACAGCGAGAGCAGCAGCAGCAUAGCCGAUGCCAUUUGUAUAAAGCGAGUUAGAGCGCCUGUAAGCAGCAGCAGCAGCAUGAGCAGCAGCGGCAACAGCAACAGUUGCAAUGCCUCUGACUGCAAUGCACCCUCCCCCGCCUCGCUUAGCAACAUUGACGACAACUCUGUCUCUGCCUCUGGCUCCGCCUCCGGCUCAGGCUCAGUGUGCUCGGCGCCGCCCACGCCACUUACGCCCCGCUGUCUAGUAGACACCGCGCUGGCGGAGACGGCAAGCAAAGCGCUGCCGAAAUGCGCCAUCUCUCCGAUACUAUCCCAACCGAAGACAAUACGCUUUCCUGCGGGAGCCAGUGCCAAGGGCGCCAAGCGUCAUGACGGCGUCUGCUAUUGGACCAAGUGCAACAAGAAGCACGAGAGCAACUCCAAGCUGCUGGACCAUAUGCAGACGCAUCAUGUGAACACGCAGACUGGUCCCUUUGCCUGCCUCUGGGCUGGCUGCAAGGUCUACAACAAGGAGUCCUGCUCGCGGCGCUGGCUUGAGCGCCAUGUGCUCUCGCACGGCGGCUCCAAGCAGUUCAAGUGCAUUGUCGAGGGCUGUGGACUGCGCUUUGGCUCACAGCUGGCACUGCAGAAGCAUGUGAACAAUCACUUCAAUGCCACGGACAAUGCCAAGGAGAGCACCAGCAAACGCACCUCGGAUCCGCCAGUGCCCAAGCAGCUACGCAAGAAUGGCAAAAAGCUGCGCUAUCGCCGACAGCCCUUCUCAGCACGCAUGUUUGACUUUUUCGACACGGGCAUUAUGGAGGGACUGCAGCAUCGGUUGCGUCAGAUAAGCACGCUCACAAACGGCGUCCAGGCCAUCACCUUCAAUGGACAAUGUAUAAUGCGCCGACGCAACAGUCAAGGCAGCUACGAGUGCUUUGUGCGCUGGUCACCCAGAGAAAUCAUCUCUGACGAAUGGCUGCCCGAGUGUGCGCAUCGCACGCGUCAACACACCAAAGUGAUGCACAUUAAGCACAUGCGUCCGGCGGAGAAAACACGCAUCGAUAGUCUGCUUAGCACUGCCUAUAGACUGCGCUACGACGCGCAACUAUUUGCUGAUGAUUAUAAUGUGAACAAGGAGGAGGAGGAGGAAGAGCAGCAGAGCGGCAGCGAUUACGUCGACAGUGAUUCGGCUGAUGACAUGGACGAGGAUGACGACGAUGAAGAGGAGCUGGACGAUGGCGUCUCUGGCACUAUAAGCUCCAGAAGCAGCAGCACUGUCUCUAGCUAUCAGCAAGUGCUUAGCAUAGCCAAGCUGCAGUUGCAACAGCGACGCAAACAUCUCCGCAAGCCGCCUAGGACAAUGACCACGACGAAGACGACGACGACGACGACGACGAACGAGCAAUUGGUGCCAACGGAUGCCCUAGUGCCCAUUUAGAAAGUAUUGUUGCCCCUUAAGUAAUUAUGUAAAUUUCGUAUUGCACACCCAUGCGCAUACAUGUAAGAAAAAAUGGACAAACGAGUAAACAGUGACAAUUAGUUAUAGAUUUUAUAAAGCCCACCCCACCCCACCCCCCCAGCACCAUAGACACCAACAUACAUUCAUAAGCGCAUAUUUAAAUUAUCAGCUUCAGCUCCCCUGUAAUAUAAUCACGCAUAUUAACUAUAGUUGCAUAUUUAGGUAAACUUAUAUCCAAUGCAUAUAUAAAUAACUGUAUAUAAACACUUCAUUCAUUUCUCACCUUGUUUUUAAGCAAUAGAGUUUUGUUGAUUCCUCCGCCCAUACAUUUUCAUUUUAUAUUUGUUAGCUAUGCAUACUUUUUGUGUAAAUUGUGUACUGCCGACAAGACAAGACUCCAACUCCAAACGGGAUUUCAAAUUUGUUGUAUUUUAAGGCUCACUGUACGUUUCUCAUAUUCCAAAACUUCCAUUUUAAAGCAAUUGCGCACAAAAUUACACACACACACACACCAACAAAGAUAAGACUUGAAGCAUUUAUCGCUAAAAAAAAAAAAACAAUUAAAA
Drosophila busckii is the source of this 6172-nucleotide messenger RNA. RefSeq names its product zinc finger protein jing (gene jing). Gene Ontology annotation, cellular component: ESC/E(Z) complex. Lineage: Eukaryota; Metazoa; Arthropoda; Insecta; Diptera; Drosophilidae. Bases 174 to 5585 code for a protein of 1803 amino acids. Gene Ontology annotation, biological process: regulation of transcription by RNA polymerase II. The transcript is spliced from 7 exons. The record is from RefSeq and is a predicted model, not a curated record.